Messenger RNA from Metopolophium dirhodum (rose-grain aphid), 3545 nucleotides. RefSeq names its product WD repeat-containing protein 36. Lineage: Eukaryota; Metazoa; Arthropoda; Insecta; Hemiptera; Aphididae. The transcript is spliced from 3 exons. Gene Ontology annotation, cellular component: Pwp2p-containing subcomplex of 90S preribosome; small-subunit processome. The record is from RefSeq and is a predicted model, not a curated record. Gene Ontology annotation, molecular function: protein binding. The coding region runs from base 417 to 3116 and encodes 899 amino acids. Gene Ontology annotation, biological process: rRNA processing.
GAGCGCGUAUACUCUUAUAGCAUAAAUCAUAAUUCAUAAUCACAGAUAUAUAUUAUAGUUAUAAUAUUAUAAUACCGUAUAUGGAUAAUCGAACAUUCGCACAAGUGGAAAAUGGAUGACGAAUGCCUGAAAAAAGACUACGGCAAUUCGCAAAGACGUCUGACCAUUACAUAUCGGAUGAUAACAGUUACAAUCACAGUAGAUGAUAACGAUCGUCGGCGCGCCGUCGACUACGGUGCUGAUUGUUGAUACUUGAUAGAGUACGCGUUCCUACACACGUGCGCUGGAUCGUCGUCGGAUUUCUCUAUAUAUUUGCUUGUUUGAGUCCAUCACUCAAAGAAUCACAGGAAGUGUUCAGAUCAGCAAGGUCUAUUCACAGUCAGAACGCUGUUUUAAACGCAUCGCCGUCCUGAGCGAUGUCGUCCAGUAAAAUAUUCUUGCAGAACCGAGCUCUCGGAUAUGUGAGUAAUGAGAUUCCACUCGUUACCCGUUACAUAAACCUCAGAAGAGAAAAUCUCAUAAUAACAUGUGUCGGACGUGCCUUUCACACUUACAGUUCUGAUAGGUUUCAGCUUUUAUCUGUAAGCCCGCAACAUGAGACGGACAUCUCAUGUUUGGCUGCAGAUAGUUACCUGGUAUAUACCAGUUGUGGAAACCAAAUAUAUGCUUGGCGACGUGGUAUUGAACUAAAACAUACGUAUACAGGUCACAAAGCGGCAAUAAAAUUAUUGUUUCCGUUUGCGGCCAAUUUAGUGUCUAUUGAUGAAUCAGGAACUCUGAAAAUUUGGGAUGUAAAAACCGAAAGUAUAUACAAAGAAAUUCAGUUAGAUUUUACUGCAACAGCUAUAUGCCAUCCACCAACAUAUACUAAUAAAUUACUAAUUGGCUCAGCUGAAGGAAAACUACAGCUGUGGAAUAUAAAAACAGGAUCCAUGAUAUAUGAAUUUGAGGGUUGGAAUAGUAGUGUGACCAGCUUAGAGCCAGCUCCAGCUGAAGAUAUGAUGGCAAUAGGAUUGAGUAAUGGAAAAAUUAUUUUGCACAAUUUAAAGUUUGAUGUAUCCAACAUAACUUUUACUCAAGAUUGGGGCUCAGUUACACGUAUAAGUUUUCUUAUUAAACGACAACUUAUGAUAACUGGUAGCCCAAAGGGUACUGUAGUUGUUUGGAAUCUCGAAGAAGGAAAAGUUGACAGUUUAAUUAUUAAAGCGCAUCAUGGACCUAUUUGUGGUCUUCAAUGUUUACCAGAUGAACCGCUCCUCGUGACUUCAUCUUCUGACAAUUCUUUAAAAAUGUGGCGUUUUGACAUGUCUGAUGGUUCAGCCAGUCUGUUUAAAAUACGCGAAGGUCAUUUUAAACCUCCAGUUUCUAUUCGUUUUCAUGGAAUAGAUGGUGCUAGUAUUUUAAGUUCUGGCAAUGAUUCAUCAUUGCGUGUCUUUAACACAGUCACUGAAAUUGCAAACAAAAGUUUUGGACGUGCAUCAUAUAAUCGUAAAGCUUCCAAAAAAAAAGGAAAUAAAUGGGCUGAUCCUCUUAUCAUGCCUCCAAUAUCUACAUUCACAUCGGAAACCACUCGAGAUAAAGAAUGGGACAGCAUUGUUGCUGUACAUCGAGGUAUACCAACAGUAACUACUUGGUCGUUUGACAAAAGUAAAAUGGGAGAGCAUAAAUUGUGCCAUGAAAGAUUUAAGAAAAACGUCAGUGGGCAGAAAGGAAUCAGUGCCACAUGUGUUUGUCUUACACAUUGUGGUAAUUUUGCAGUCAUCGGUUACAGUUCUGGUCACAUUGAUAAGUACAACAUUCAGUCAGGAUUACACAGAGGAACCUAUGGACAGCCAACAGCUCAUAAAUAUGUUCGCGGUGUCUAUGUGGAUACACUUAAUCAAAUAAUGGUAUCUGGUGGUUCAGAUACAUUUUUACAAUUCUGGAAUUUCAAAAAAUUAAGUGAGUCAGAUUUGUUUUUGAAAUUAUUGUUUGUCAAUUAUUUUAUUAAAAAUGUAUUCAUUUUUUCAGAUUUAUUGUCUAAAUUGGAGUUGGAAGAUACAGUUUCAUUAUUCAGCUGGCAUACGGAAAGCUCAUUUCUAGCAGUUGCUUUAGAUAAUUUUGACAUUUGUCUAGUUGAUAUUGAUACACGCACCGUCGUAAGAAAGUUUACUGGUCAUCGAGGUCCAAUUACUGAUUUGACAUUUAGUCCAGAUUCCAGAUGGUUAGUUACAUCAGCAAUGGAUUCAACUAUUCGCACUUGGGACAUUCCGUCAUCAUCAAUGAUCGAUAUACUUAAAGUUGAUACACCCUGCGUUUCAUUGACAUUUGCACCAACUGGUAGCUAUUUGGCUACAGCGCAUGCUGACCGUUUGGGAAUAUAUUUAUGGUUUAAUAAAUCUCUGUACAAUCAUGUUAGCCUCCGACCCAUCACCGAAGAAGAUCAGAUCACAGAACCGCUUCCAUUGACUGGAAUUAAUCAAGAAUCUCUAGAAUGCCAUAUUGAUGAAGAUACAGAUGAAUACAUAUCAAAAGUACAAAUUGAAAACACUAUAACUAUGAGUGGUCUAAAUGAUGCUAGAUGGCAGAAUAUAUUGAAUUUAGACGCUGUCAAAAAAAGAAACAAACCACUACAACCACCAAAAGCUCCUGCUGCUGCUCCAUUUUUCCUACCUACUAUACAAUCUUUAGACUUCCGAUUCGAUCUAAAAGGAGUUGGUGUGAAAGAUUCCAAUACCAAAGUUAUUCCUGAAACACUAAUGCAAACUGUUUUUGCUCAACAACUUUUAAAAGCCACUUCUUUAAAUGAUUAUCAAGUUUUAUUCGACCAGUUAAAAUUAAUGGGACCAUCAGCUUUAAAUUAUGAAGUACGAAGCUUGUCGCCAGAAGCUGGUGGAACAUAUGAACUAAUGGUUAAAUUUUUAGAGCUUUUAAAACAAGUAUCUACAAGUAAUAAAGAUUUUGAAUUAACACAAUCUUAUUUGGGUGUAUUUUUAAAAUAUAAUGGACGUGCGUUGGCCCAACAACCAGAAGCGAUGGAUAUUAUUGAGCCAUUAUCAAAACAUAAUGCAUGGGAACAAUUGCAAAACAAUUUUUUGUUAUGUCUUAGUAUUGUAGAAUAUAUGAAAAAUAAUUAAUAAGCAUUUAUUUUAGUUUUUAUAUACUUGUAUAAUGUUUAUGCAUUAAAACAGUUUUAUGGAAAUACCUAGUUAAAAUACAACAUUUAACUGAACAUCAAUAUUACAAUAUAAUUUAUUUAUUGAUUUUCUUUACAUUAAAAAAAUAGCUCUCAUAUACAAUAUUAACAUUAUAAUAUCUAACUUGAUAGGUAUUUAUAAAAACAUUAUAUUAAUAUUUUCAUAUUAUGCAUGUUUUUUUUGAUUCCUAUAAUUAUAUAAGACAACAAGUUAAGCAUAAUAAAAAUAAUUAUGACUUCAUAAUUGAAAUGUCAACGAGAAAAAAGUUAAAAUGUACAUUUGGGCAACGCUUUAGAAGCAGUUCAAUGUAAUAAAUAUGAUAUAAUAUGAUGUCUACUAAUGAAUUGUGGUGGUACAAAUAUACAAUAU